Messenger RNA from Octopus sinensis (East Asian common octopus), 2416 nucleotides. Its product is annotated as cytohesin-1. Gene Ontology annotation, biological process: regulation of ARF protein signal transduction. Bases 460 to 1680 code for a protein of 406 amino acids. The transcript is spliced from 13 exons. The record is from RefSeq and is a predicted model, not a curated record. Gene Ontology annotation, molecular function: guanyl-nucleotide exchange factor activity. Lineage: Eukaryota; Metazoa; Mollusca; Cephalopoda; Octopoda; Octopodidae.
UAGUUUAAAGUUCUCGUUGUAAUCUCGCCCUGUUACAACGAGAGUUUAAAUAAGAAAGCAAGAAAGAGACGGUUUACAAAAAGACAACAGAGAGUGUCGUGAGGGCCUUGGUGGUUACUAUUUCUUUUAUUCUCUCUUCCUGGCCAUUUUUACAUAAUGUUGGCCACCAAUUCAACUUAACCCCUUCUUCCUCUGUCUCACACCUUCUCUAUACACACACAUACACAAUAUAUUGACUACCAAACUACAGGGUAUUCCUACAAUAUAUAUACAUAUAUAUAUAUCUAUCUAUAUACAUAUAUUCACCACAUCACAUCUGUAUUAUUAACCAAGUGUUCGAUUUACCUACACAUGAACCCCCUUACGUUGGGUCAGAAAUUUCUGUUGUUGAUUCGUGAAUAACAUAUUUUACUAAUUGGUAACCUUAAAACAACUUGAAUAACCCCAAAAUAACCAAAGAUGAGUUCCACAUUGGUGAGGAAUGCCAUCGAAACGAACUUCGACGAAAAAGACUUGACUGAGGAUGAACAGCAACUCUUGAUGACCAUAAGAGGACGGAAGCAGCAGCUUGAGCUGGACAUCAAGCGACUCAAAGAAGAAAUAGCAGAUGUUACAGCAGAACUGGAAAGUAUGGAUCUUCCCGAAGACACUAAAAAUAAUCCGAAGACCAAACAGAUGUCUAUGGGGAAGAAGAAAUUCAACAUGGAUCCCAAGAAGGGAAUUGAAUACUUGAUCAAGUAUGACCUCUUACAAAACACUCCAGAAGAUGUGGCAGGCUUCCUCUUCCAGGGAGAUGGACUGGAUAAAACUGCAAUCGGAGACUACCUCGGAGAACGAAAUGAUUUCAAUAUUGCUGUCUUGAAAGCAUUUGUGAAUUUACAUGAGUUUUCUGAAAUGAUCCUGGUACAAGCACUAAGGCAGUUCCUAUGGAGUUUUCGCUUACCCGGAGAGGCCCAGAAAAUAGACCGAAUGAUGGAAUGUUUCGCCGAAAGAUAUUGCGAGUUAAACGAAGGAGUAUUCACAAGUACAGAUACCUGUUAUGUGCUGUCAUUUGCUAUCAUUAUGUUGAACACAAGUUUACACAAUCCCAGUGUGAAAGACAAACCGACAGUGGAAAGAUUCAUUCAGAUGAAUCGAGGAAUCAAUGACGGAGAAGAUUUACCAGCAAAACUUCUCACGAGUUUAUAUGAAAGUAUAAAAAAUGAACCCUUUAAAAUCCCUGAAGAUGAUGGUAAUGAUCUGAUGCACACGUUCUUCAACCCAGUCAAAGAAGGAUGGUUAUGGAAACAAGGUGGUCGUUACAAGAACUGGAAAAGAAGAUGGUUUAUACUCAAUGAUAACUGUCUCUAUUACUUCGAAUAUACAACUGACAAAGAACCAAAAGGUAUCAUUCCUCUUGAAAACAUACGUGUCCGAGAGGUCGGUCCUGAAAAAACCAACAAACCAAACUGCUUUGAGAUUCAUUCUGGUGGCCACGAAAUAAUUAAAGCUUGUAAAUUAGACUCUGAAGGCAAAGUAGUUGAAGGUAAACACACUGUGUAUCGAAUGUCAGCAUCAAAAGCAGAAGAUAAAGAAGAAUGGAUGACUGCUAUCAAGACAAGCAUCAGUGAGCAUCCGUUCUAUGACAUGUUGGCCACCAGACGGAAAAAUGCUGUCACCCAUCCUUCGAAAAACACAUAGCUUUUUGAGCACAGAGGAGGAAGCACGGUUUGAGAACUCAACACACUACACCCCCCCUUGCGUGUCAGUCAGUUCCAUUAUUCAUCUACCGCAUCAAAUAAAUCAAAAGAAAAUUAAUAAACUACUGUCAUUGUUGGAACUGUUACGGACCGACCAACCACAGCUUUUACUUAUCAAAACGAUCCAGAGAAAGAAAGGAAGGAAAGAAAGAGAAUGAAUGAAAGGAAAUAAUCUUGUUUCUAUGACUUUUAGUGUCUGACAUCGACAGAAACAGAACACUCAAUGAAAAUGAUGAUAAUGAUGAUAAUACACCGUUUUUCUUUUUGUUUUUUUUUUAACUUUUUCUUCUUUUCUGUGCAUUUGAUAUCUUGGAGAAGAAAGAGAAAUUCAGGAAACGCAACUCAACUCUUUUCAUACUUGUUAUCUCCCCUUUUAUUCAGUCAACAAUUUUUUGUUUUUGUGUCUGAAAACACUUCACAUUUCCCCAUGCCAGUUUUGUCAAACUGUCUGAGAAAAGAAAAAAGUUUUUUUUUUUUUUUCUCUCCCAUUCCUCUAAUUUUUCCUUCUUUCUCUAUUUUAUUUAUUUUUUUUUUAAACAAAAUUAUUGCAUGAGUAACUUUUUUGUUAUUAUUAUUAAUAAUAUUAACCUGACUUUGUUUUGGCUGAGAAGAGAGUUGAUGAUGCACGGUGUGAACUGACUUGGGUCACUAGAUUAGACUAUGAUGAAGGGAAAAAA